UUCCAAGUUCCAUUCCAUCACGAACUAAGUAAUAAUUAAGACUCUUCUACAAUUUCCACACACAAACACAUAUAUAAAUAAUAUUAUUUCUAAUUAAAUUAAUUAUUAGCUAUAUAUAUUUUAAGUACUUAAUUGGUGUUAAUAAUAAUUAUUACUAUAAAUAUAAUUAUGGCAAGAAUAUUAGAGCCUCUUGUGGUUGGAAGAGUGAUAGGAGAUGUUCUAGAGUCUUUCAGUCCAUCCAUAAAAAUGUCUGUCUCUUAUAACAAGAAGCAAGUCUGUAAUGGACAUGAGCUCUUUCCUUCAGUUGUCAUCUCCAAACCUAGGGUUGAGAUUCAAGGAGCUGAUAUGAGAUCCUUCUUCACACUGGUCAUGACAGAUCCAGAUGUUCCUGGCCCAAGUGAUCCUUACUUAAGGGAGCACCUUCACUGGAUUGUGACAGACAUACCAGGCACCACAGACGCUACAUUUGGAAGGGAAGUGGUGAGCUAUGAGAGCCCAAAGCCAAAUAUAGGAAUUCACAGGUUCGUAUUUGUUCUGUUCAAACAGAAAUGCCGAGACUCGGUGAGUAUACCAAGCUCAAAGGAUCAUUUCAACACAAAAAGCUUCGCUGCUCAAAACGACCUCGGUCUUCCUGUCGCUGCCGUUUAUUUCAACGCUCAGAGAGAAACCGCAGCUAGAAGACGCUAGCUCUACCUACCUACCACUAAUAUAUAUAUAUAUAUAUAUAUAUUCUCAUCAUCAAUAAAAACACUCUACACCAUCAUCACCUAUUAUAUAUAAGCUUUUAAUCAUUAUAUUAUAAUUAGCGCGCUACCUCAAAAUAUAUUAAUAGGAAUAAAUUGAAAUUGGGGUUAAUUUGCUAGUAUCUAUAAUUAUCCUUUGUAUUAUGUGUAUGUUUUAAUAUGACAUAUGUUGUUA
This is a messenger RNA of Cannabis sativa, 918 nucleotides long. Its product is annotated as protein TERMINAL FLOWER 1. Gene Ontology annotation, biological process: negative regulation of flower development; vegetative to reproductive phase transition of meristem. The coding region runs from base 169 to 687 and encodes 172 amino acids. The record is from RefSeq and is a predicted model, not a curated record. The transcript is spliced from 4 exons. Gene Ontology annotation, cellular component: nucleus; cytoplasm. NCBI's taxonomy places the organism in Eukaryota, Viridiplantae, Streptophyta, Magnoliopsida, Rosales, Cannabaceae.